Herpailurus yagouaroundi (jaguarundi) is the source of this 582-nucleotide messenger RNA. It is a transcript of the gene RPL23, whose product is annotated as ribosomal protein L23. Gene Ontology annotation, biological process: translation. Lineage: Eukaryota; Metazoa; Chordata; Mammalia; Carnivora; Felidae. Bases 108 to 530 code for a protein of 140 amino acids. Gene Ontology annotation, cellular component: cytosolic large ribosomal subunit; ribosome. Gene Ontology annotation, molecular function: structural constituent of ribosome; large ribosomal subunit rRNA binding. The transcript is spliced from 5 exons. The record is from RefSeq and is a predicted model, not a curated record.
CGGAUUGAGCAGGCUCCGGGACACGUGACGGGAUUGGGCGGGGCAUCAAGGUUCAUAUCCCAGAGUCCUUUGCACUGACUCCUUUUCCGACUCCUUGUUGAGCAAAGAUGUCGAAGCGAGGACGUGGUGGGUCCUCCGGUGCGAAAUUCCGGAUUUCCCUGGGUCUUCCGGUCGGAGCCGUGAUCAACUGUGCUGACAACACGGGAGCCAAAAAUCUGUAUAUCAUCUCUGUGAAGGGGAUCAAAGGAAGACUGAAUAGACUUCCUGCUGCUGGCGUGGGUGACAUGGUGAUGGCCACAGUGAAGAAAGGCAAACCAGAGCUCAGAAAGAAGGUACAUCCAGCAGUGGUAAUUCGACAACGAAAGUCAUACCGGAGAAAAGAUGGAGUGUUCCUCUAUUUUGAAGAUAAUGCGGGGGUCAUAGUAAAUAAUAAAGGUGAAAUGAAAGGUUCUGCUAUCACAGGACCCGUUGCAAAGGAGUGUGCAGACUUGUGGCCUAGGAUUGCAUCCAAUGCUGGCAGCAUCGCAUGAUUAUUUCCUUUAUCUGUUUUAAAAAAGAAGUAAAAGUUAUGUGCUCACAGUG